Molecule: messenger RNA, 1114 nt
Organism: Aspergillus sclerotioniger CBS 115572
Lineage: Eukaryota; Fungi; Ascomycota; Eurotiomycetes; Eurotiales; Aspergillaceae
Product: histone H1/H5 family protein
Exons: 6
Coding region: 1-681 (226 amino acids)
Biological process (GO): nucleosome assembly; chromosome condensation; negative regulation of DNA recombination
Cellular component (GO): nucleus; nucleosome
Molecular function (GO): nucleosomal DNA binding; structural constituent of chromatin; double-stranded DNA binding
Source: RefSeq, a predicted model, not a curated record
AUGCCUCCCAAGAAGACCUCCACCACCUCGACCAAGAAGGCCGGCUCGAGCCACGCCUCCUACCGUGAUAUGAUCAAGGAUGCUAUCUUGAAUCUGAAAGAGCGCAAUGGUAGCAGCCGCCAGUCCAUCAAGAAAUAUGUUCAGGCGAACAACAAGAUUGCUUCCGCCUCCUCCAAUGCUUUUGAUAGCCAGUUCAACAAGGCUAUCAAGGCUGGUGUUGAGAAGGGCGAGUUCGUUCAGCCCAAGGGCCCGUCCGGACCCGUGAAGCUCGCCAAGAAGGAGGCUACUCCCAAGCCUGCUGCUGCUAAGAAGACCUCCGCCACCAAGGCUGCUGCGCCGAAGAAGACCACUGCCAAGAAGGCUGAGAAGGCCGAGAAGACCGAGAAGGCCGAGAAGCCCAAGGCCAAGAAGGCCACCACCACCGCCGCGAAGGGCACCACCACUGCUAAGAAGCCCGUUGGCCGACCCAAGGCCAACACCGCUAAGCCCCGCAAGGCCUCCACCACUGUACGUGAUAGACCCUUGCAUCCUUUCCCCGGACACGAAAUACUGAUCCUCAAGCAGGCCCCCGCCGUUGUCGACAAGCCCAAGGUCCUCGGCACGACCAAGUCUGGCCGUGUGACCAAGACGACGGCUAAGCCUGCAGAGAAGGCUACCAAGAAGACCGCGAAGAAGGCUUAAAGCUCUGACCGUCUGGAGAAUUGUUCUCACCGACCAUUCGAAUACGGCUCUUCCUAGUCUGCGAUGUGUGCCCGAAAUAAUCACUCUUGGGCCACAUCCCUUUCUCACUUCUGUUGUAAUUUUUUGCUCCUUGGCCACUUUUUCUUUAUUCUUUUUGAUCAAUCGGGGAAUUGGUUCUGGGAUAUGCUGUGGACUGUUUACUCUUUCGUUUUCACUCAGUGUCGGUUGGGUUGGCGUCUUGCGAUGGAUCUUGCAACGGGAUAUGUUUUCUUUUCUUGCCUGUUAUGUUUGGGGCACCCGUCCAAGGGCAGGUGUAAUGUUAUGCAAUGAAACUGCUUAUCCAUUUCUUCCACCGGGAUCUCGACUAAGAUGCUGUGUUGUAGAUGUGAAGAUGGUUCGGUACGGAGUAGAGGCGUCAUCUAUGCGUGGUCUA